This is a messenger RNA of Maniola jurtina (meadow brown), 3667 nucleotides long. RefSeq lists its product as uncharacterized. Bases 1572 to 3488 code for a protein of 638 amino acids. Gene Ontology annotation, molecular function: RNA-DNA hybrid ribonuclease activity; nucleic acid binding. The record is from RefSeq and is a predicted model, not a curated record. The transcript has a single exon. NCBI's taxonomy places the organism in Eukaryota, Metazoa, Arthropoda, Insecta, Lepidoptera, Nymphalidae.
AUACUCUGACAUUCACACCUAUCACUCUUCCUGUACAUAGCGAUAACUUGUCUGUUAUUGCAGUUAUUGUAAAUAGUAUAUGUUAUGUAUCUGUAUAUUUCUCUCGUCCUAAUAAUGAUAUAUUUAAUGAAAUUAGUGAAAUUUUUAAUUUUUUACCGAAACCAUUUUUAUGUUUAGGGGAUUUUAACUCUCAUCACGAAUUAUGGGGUUGUGCCACAUCAACCUUCUAUGGAGAAAAGUUGUUAGAUUUAAUAAGCUCCCAUAAUCUGUGCAUUUUGAAUACUGGGUCUCCCACUCGGUUGGCACGGACACCUAGUGCUCCUGAUUUGUCCAUUUGCACUCCUGAUCUUGCUUCAUCUCUCAUCUGGUCUCCCGCUGAAUCUACUGGUGGUAGUGAUCACUACCCUUUAAUCAUUACUUUCCCUUUUGAAAAACCUCCAAAACAUGUAAGACAGCCACGCAUAAAACAUAAACUGAUAGACGCUAAAUGGAGUCUGUAUAGUGUAGCUGUAGAAAAGAAAAUCAAUAAUUUACCAGAAAUUAGUCACUCUAACAUAUUAGAAUGCUCACAAGCAUUAUCUACAAUAUUAAUUGAAGCUGCAAAUGAAACUUUUCCUGUAAAAAGGUGUGGUAUGGAAUUUAUUCCAUCACCACCAUGGUGGGAUGUAGAAUGCACUAAUGCAGUUAAGCAAAGAAAAGAAGCAGAGAAGCAAUUUUGCCAAAAUAUGACUGAUGACAAUUUUGAGCGUUACUUAGAAAUUGCUAAUACUACUAAGGAGCUACUUCGGGUAAAAAAAUAUGAAGGGUGGCACAGGUUUUGUAAAUCCUUAAGUCCUAAUGUUUCACCAUCAAUUGUUUGGCAAAAUAUAAGAAGGUUUAGAUCUGCAUUUAAAGAUUCCCAACAGAAUAAAAUAUCUCCAGUUCUAGCAGAGCAAGUCAUGGAUCGUUUGGGUCCUCCUUAUGUACCUGAAUGUCCCAUGGCCUUAACCCCCAUAUUGUCUAAUAAUUGUAAUGUAGAUUUAAAUUCGCCAUUUACACUUAACGAAUUGAAAGGCGUACUUUCAACGACUAAAGACUCUGCACCAGGUGAAGACGGAAUUCCUUAUUCCUUCUUAUCGAAUCUUGACGACAUUGGUCUCAGGUACUACCUUUCUUUGAUCAACAACGUUAUGAUGGCGGGUAUCGUCCCUGAAUCCUGGCGGUCCCAAACUUUGAUCUUAUUACGGAAGCCGAAUAAACCGAGUUCAGAUCCAACAUCGUAUAGACCAAUAGCAUUAUCGUCAGUAUUAGCUAAAACUGCUGAACACCUUAUUAAAAUCAGGCUGGAAUGGUUUUUAGAACAUAAUACAUUAUUAUCGAGAAACCAGUUUGGUUUUAGGAAAGGUAAAUGUACUAUUGACAGCUUAAGCAUUUUUACCACAGACAUAAGACUAAGCUUCUCUAAAAAUGAGUCAUUGGUUGCUGCCUUCCUGGACAUAAAAGCCGCCUACGAUAAUGUAAAUAUUUCAAUUCUAAAACAUAAAUUGCUUGCCCUGAAUAUUCCUAACUUAUUAAUUAAUUUUAUUGUAAAUAUGUUGUACGAAAGAUAUAUAAAGUAUUCGCUAGAUUCGGUCGAAGAUGAAUUUAUUUAUAGAACUGUGUGGAAGGGUUUGCCACAAGGUUCUGUUUUGAGCCCUAUUUUAUAUAACAUUUAUACUUACGAUUUGGACAUUUCUGUAAAUAGAUAUGCAAAUGUGCUUCAAUAUGCAGAUGAUUUGCUUUUGUAUGUUGCUGGGCCAUCCUUAGAUAAUGUUAGUGAGUUGUUAAACUUAGCGUUAAAUGCCUUAAAAUGUUGGUUACAUAAUAAUGGUCUAGAUUUGUCACCAUCUAAAAGCUCUGUUGUAGUAUUUUCUCGGAAGCGAAAUCUACCAUCUCCUCAUAUUAAUUACAAUGGAAUUCCGCUAGCAGUUAAAGAUCAGGCGAAAUUUCUAGGUGUAAUAUUGGACUCUAAACUUACUGGAAUUCCACAUUGGGAAUAUGUUUUAUUAAGAUGCGAGAAAAAUUUGAAUAUUUUAAGGUGUCUUACAGGAGUAUGGUGGGGUGCUCAUCCUUUUACAAUGAGACUGCUAUACAAUGCUUUAAUAAGAAGUGUUUUAGACUAUGGAACAUUCCUAUUACAUCCUGGUAAUAAAACUGCAGUUAAAAAGCUGGAUAUAAUCCAGGCAAAGGCUUUGAGGUUGGUUACGGGUGCGAUGAAAUCAACUCCAAUAAAAUGUCUUCAGGUAGAAUGUUGUGAUCCGCCCUUAUAUCUAAGGAGACAGUUCCUUUGUGAUAAAUACUUUUUCCGUACAUUACAGCUAAGUUCUCAUCCUUUGUUUUUAAAGAUACGUCAACUUGCUUAUCAGGUUGAUACCGGUAACUACUGGACUAAUAGAGAUUCUCCAUGUCUUGUAAACAGUCUUAGAAAAUAUGAAAGUUUGGGAGCUCCCACUCAUCGAAGUAUUAUUCUUCCUCUAUACCAACACAACUACAAGGGUCUUAUUACUGUCCCGGAAAUUAAAUUCGACAUAGGAUCCAAAUUAAAAAAUAACCCUAACUCAAAACAGGAAUUUAUAAACAUUCUCAAUGAUAAAUGGCCUGACUGGCAUUAUGUGUUCACGGAUGCAUCUAAACAUGAGGAUAAGAGUUGCGUUGGCAUUGGGAUCUAUCAUUCACAAUAUAAGGGUAUACAACAAGUUAAACUUCCACCUGAAGCUUCCGUUUACACGGGUGAAUGUUAUGGUUUACUUAAAGCUUUAGAAUAUGUUUUAAUUUUAAAGAUACCAAAAACAGUCAUAUUCUCUGAUUCCUGCAGUGCUCUAGAAGCUAUCAAUAGAUUUCCAUUCAAAUCCCAUAAGCAGUCUUCAAUUGUUUUUGGCAUUAGAGAUCUUUUAUAUAAGUGUUCACAGAAAAAUUGUGAUGUUGUGUUGGCUUGGGUUCCAAGCCAUGUGGGCAUUCCCGGAAAUGAAAGAGCUGACCAAUUGGCGAAUGAGGCGAUACGUGUUGGAGAUACUGUUCCAUUCACCAAUUAUUGUUCUGAUUUGAUAAAUUUAUCCAAAGUAUAUUUGUAUGAAGCGUGGGAUGGGGUAUGGAGUAACGAUGGUUCAGUGGGUAAACAUUAUAGAAAAAUUCAGACGUCCAUUCCGAGGAAACCAUGGUUCAGCCAGUUAGUUUUCUCAAAAACUGUUACUUCUAUUCUGUGUAGAAUGCGCCUGGGUCAUGUAUGUACCCCGGCGCAUUUACACAGGAUGAAAAUUGUUCCCGAUCCUCACUGUUCCUGUGGGGAGUAUGGGGAUUUGAACCAUGUUUUCUUUGCAUGCACUCUAUAUGAUCGAACUGACUUUCUUGCUAAUCUCGAAUCAUUGCACAUUCCAUUUCCUACAUCUAUAUUAUGUUUGUUAUACACAAAUUCAUUUAAUGUUUACAAAGUUUUAUCUUUGUUCAUAGAACAUAAUGAUAUCAAGAUAUAGUUAAUGUAUAGUUACUUAUAUUAUAUUAUUAUUUAUGUAUAUGUUUAGAUAUAUGUAUAUUAUGUAAUUAUUUUUAAAAAAUCCUUUUCCUUUCCAAUUCCAAAUCCCGAUUUUUCAUUAUUUUAUACAUAAUAUAUAGUUUCCCUAACUUGUAAUUAUAAAUACAAACCUGACAUUGG